UCUUGUGACCGGAAGUGGUUCCUAAAACACGGAGGCGCAGCUUGUUAUUGUUUUACAGCCCGCUGACAAAUGACUCGAUAAAGUGUAAAUGGGAUUUUAAAGAUUUUAUUUAAGCGUACAGACGUCGAUGCAGACAACCACAGUGGGACCGGUUGGAGUUUUUUCAAAAAGGAAGUUUCUAAACAAGCGUAUGCAGCUUGUUCACCUCUCACCUCAUCAUGGUGGAGCCCACAGCAUCUGGCGUCUUCUGCAACAGGAUGUUGAGCAUGGUCAACUCUGAAGAUGUCAAUGCCAUCAUCCAGGCUCAGAGACACAUGCUCGACCGCUUCGAGAAAACCAAUGAAAUGUUGAUUAACUUCAACGGUCUGUCCAAUGUGAGACUGCAACAGAUGAAUGAGCGCUUCUUGCUCCACACUCGCACCCUUGUGGAAAUGAAAAAAGACUUGGACAGUAUCUUCAGAAGGAUAAGGACUCUAAAAGGGAAAAUUGCAAAGCAGUAUCCUGAAGCAUUCAGUAAUAUCCAUGAGUCGCCCAGUCUGGAGGAUGAUGAUGACGAGUUUGACCCGGUUCCUCCCAGCAUUGCCACAACAACCACAACAGCCACUUCAGAACAGAGCACAGAGUCAUGUGACACAAGUCCAGAUGUGAUCUCACCCACUGUAAGCAGAUGCUCUGAAGACCUAUCUCAAGAACCUCCAGACACACCCACCUCUGAUGUCCAAGAAAUAGCGGUCCUCCGAGAUGAGGGUCCGGACUCUGUACCUGCAGAAUAGAGCAGACUGUUGGUUCAAGGAUUUCAGUCCUUAAACCUGAGCUUUAAACUUAACCUGUGAUGGUAUAACUCUGUUGUCUAUUUUAGUCUCCACACUUUUUACAGUCCUGUGGGAAAGAUCACCAUGACCAGCAGGUUUUAUGUGGCUAUGAACUGGAUUUAUGUUGGCAUGUUUACUUGUUGUUUGUUUGCACAGCACUAAAAUAAUGCAGAUUAUACUUGAAGUAGUUUCAAACUGAGGCAAAAGCCAUCAUGUGUUAUAUGAUUAUACACAAAUUUAAUAUCACAUUGGGAACAAAUCCGACUCAAGAAAGAUGUCUGUAUGAGUCUCUUGAUUUAUGUUUCUCUCAAAAAAGAAGUUCUCAACUUCAGUUUUGUUUUUUUUUUUUGUUUUUUUUUUUUUUUUGGUCGUGUUAUAUUCAAGAGUUUUCCUGUGGGUUCUACAUCAGGAAAUAUGAGUUAAAGCCCCUGGGAAUGUUUUAAGCAACAUUCGAUACAGUGGUUUACAGAUCAUUAAAAGUUAAAUUUCUUCUCCAUCACAA
Molecule: messenger RNA, 1314 nt
Organism: Sphaeramia orbicularis (orbiculate cardinalfish)
Lineage: Eukaryota; Metazoa; Chordata; Actinopteri; Kurtiformes; Apogonidae
Gene: kxd1
Product: KxDL motif containing 1
Exons: 5
Coding region: 219-773 (184 amino acids)
Biological process (GO): lysosome localization
Cellular component (GO): BORC complex
Source: RefSeq, a predicted model, not a curated record